AACCAAUAAACAAAACCCAGUCACUCUCGUCUUUUCUCUCUCACAUUAAAGAACACUCUUUUCUCUCUCAUUACUCCCUCUGUGUUUUUUCUCUCUCAGAAAAUCCGAAAUUUCUCCUCAAUUUCUCUUCUUUUUGUUUCCGAAAUUUCAAUAUACUUGCUCAGCAAUGCAUGAUCUUCAUUUUAAUUCCAAUUUCGAGUUUUGAAACUCUAAUUUGCAUCCGCUUUGCAUUGACUCACUGAGUUGGAAUAGAAAUAAUGCUGGAGGCUGUGGAAAGUUCAGUCAAUGGAGGGUUCCCGCACUUGCAGAGCUGUGGAGACAGCAGCGAGGAGGAGCUCUCCGUGUUGCCUCGUCACACUAAGGUGGUGGUGACCGGAAAUAACAGGACCAAGUCGGUGCUUGUGGGUCUUCAAGGAGUGGUCAAGAAGGCUGUUGGGCUUGGUGGCUGGCAUUGGCUGGUUCUUACAAAUGGCAUAGAAGUAAAGCUACAGAGGAAUGCCCUUAGUGUGAUAGAGGCUCCCACCGGGAAUGAGGAUGACGAUGAUUUGGAAUUUGAUAAUGUACAGUGGAAUGGAUCUGACAUGGCAUCCGAUGACACCCAAAAGUCCCAUAGAUCAAGGCAUAGGACGCAUAAAUCAACGGGGUCAUCUCACAAGACUAUGAGCAGGUCCCUCUCUUGUGACUCGCAGUCUAAGGGCUCUGUUUCCACACCUCGUGGGACCGCGAAAGUUGACCUCAGCAAAUUAGAGAUGGCUGCCUUGUGGAGAUAUUGGAGACACUUCAAUCUUGUGGAUGCUAUCCCCAACCCAUCUAAAGAGCAACUAGUAGAUGUUGUUCAGAGGCAUUUUAUGUCCCAGCAAAUGGACGAGCUGCAGGUGAUUGUGGGAUUUGUUCAGGCUGCAAAGAGACUGAAGACCGUCUGCAAGUGAAGACAUGAUUAUCAGUCACAAUGUUUGAGAUGUACUGAAUCUCAAAUACUAACAGAUACUGGUACCUAAAUGUCCCCUUCCCUGUCUGUAACAUAUGUAUGGCUUGUUUAUCAUUAUCGUUUAUGUUAGUAUUUAGCGGGGGCUGGUAGUGGUAGUUGCUAUUAUGUCCCAGCUAUAGAGCUGCUGCUGCUGCUGCUUCUUCUUCUUCUUCUUCUUCUUUUUCUUCUUCUUGUUGCUGCCCUUUUUGGUAGUGUAGUUAUGUAGAUAUUAUGUAAACUGGUUAUUAGACCUCCAAGAAGUCCCUGUGGCAUUUUCUUCUAAGCUUUGGUUUAAUGUAUUGCUGACGUUGGGGAAGUGGACUUCUGAAAAAUGUAUAUAUAUUCUAUGUUCUCUGCUUUUCUUCUC
Molecule: messenger RNA, 1334 nt
Organism: Manihot esculenta (cassava)
Lineage: Eukaryota; Viridiplantae; Streptophyta; Magnoliopsida; Malpighiales; Euphorbiaceae
Exons: 6
Coding region: 258-929 (223 amino acids)
Biological process (GO): regulation of DNA-templated transcription
Cellular component (GO): histone deacetylase complex
Molecular function (GO): transcription coregulator activity; protein binding
Source: RefSeq, a predicted model, not a curated record